Triplophysa rosa is the source of this 3690-nucleotide messenger RNA. Its product is annotated as zinc finger protein. Lineage: Eukaryota; Metazoa; Chordata; Actinopteri; Cypriniformes; Nemacheilidae. Gene Ontology annotation, molecular function: zinc ion binding; nucleic acid binding. The record is from RefSeq and is a predicted model, not a curated record. The transcript has 7 exons. Bases 369 to 1070 code for a protein of 233 amino acids.
UCUUGUGAGUGUGUGGGCACAGUGUAACUCGUAUCUAUGGCUGUAGUAUCUGUGUGGAUUACUGACGUGUGUGUCAGAGCUAUUAUAACGGUGCGCGCUCGCUUUUACGCGCGCAGUCCGAUGGCGUCGCCGCGCGCUCCUCUCGCCGCUCUCCGAUCAUCUUUCGCGAGCUUUCGGUUUAUGGAUGGAAAGGAUCACAUGUAGAAUCAGGACAUUUUUAGGAUCUGCUUCAGUUCAAGUGCUCGGGAAACUGUUCUUCUGUUUGAUCCGAGAGUAAGUUGGAUACAGGUGCGAUCUCACUGCAACUCCAGCGGAUGAUCGCGGACACGGAUCUGGAUUAAAGUAGAUCAUAUCCGAUCUAGCGCAAGAUGAAGUCUGCUGCGGCUGGUGAUGAAGCACUCUUCACUGAGAGCUACUGUAACAUCUGCAACGCUCAGCUGAUCUCGGAGUCUCAGCGUGUGGCACACUAUGAGAGCAAGAAACAUGCCAACAAAGUGCGUCUAUUCUACAUGCUCCACCCAGAAGAUGGAGGUCCACCAUCCAAAAGAUUAAGACCAGACAAUCCGGACAGUGCCGAGAACGAGGUUGACAGAAACAAAUGCUGUACACUCUGUAAUAUGUUCUUCACAUCUGCGAUUGUGGCUCAGUCGCACUACCAGGGCAAGACACACGCUAAAAGAGUUCGCUUGGUGUUGGGGGAGACUCCGAGUCUGCCGACACCCACAGAUUCGGCUCCGCCCACCCCUCAGCCCACAGAUCUGCCCCCUCCCUCGUGGCCCCCAAUGGCCAAUCACGGUGAAGCGGGCAAGUACUGUUGCCUAUGUGGCGCUUGGUUCAACAACCCGCUGAUGGCACAGCAACACUAUGAGGGCAAGAAGCACAAGAGAAAUGCGGCACGGGCACGACUACUGGAGCAGCUGGCCGGCAGCCUAGAUGCCAAUGAAAGCACAGGUCUGCGUCGGAGUUACUCGUGCAGCGUUUGUAAAGUGGUUCUGAACUCCAUCGAGCAGUAUCACGCACAUCUCCAGGGUUCCAAACACCAAAACAAUUUGAAACAGCAUCAACAAUGAAGAACUAGAAGCACUGCAGCUGAAACAGAGAGUGUUGUGCGAGUUUACGGAGCUGCGCGGACUAAUGGAAAACUCACCGCCGGAUCAUUCGAUCUCUGAGGUUCCUCAACAUUCAAAUGUGUUUUAUUUGUAUUCACAAUCAACAGCUAAAACACGGAUCUAUUUUGGGAAUAUCAUUGAUCGUUCCCCGAGCAAAAGGAUGUCUGUGGUGUUGAUGUAUGAAACUAAUGGAACACAACCAGCGAUCUUCGUGUAACGUUAGCACACCAGCCUGAAUCCACACGGAAUGUUCCAGCUACUUUUAUUUUUGCCUUUCAGAGUCUCUGUCGUCAAACGGGUCAUCGCUGCUUUGGUUGUUCACUUUGGCAUGCCGAUGACGGACAAAUAUCAAAUAUCAUCAACCUUUUUACAGUGACUUUGUUGCGGAGAGCUCUCACUUGUGCGUGAACGCUGCCAGUGAGGAGUCGAUUCAGCUGCCUUCGUGUGAAUUCUGUCUUGGCUGUUGUCGAGCGGCACAUUGUCUGCACCGUUUUCCCAGGCUGAACUCACUUCGUGUUUAUUCGCACCUCCGUGUCGUUUCUGCCAGAACAUUUCUGCAGUCUUAUGCUGCUUAAUCGUUGAUGUCAAAUGGAAUACACCAUUAAUAUAAAGGAGUCCAAAUGCAGCGUGUUGACAUUUAUCAACGUGACUCAAUCGUUGAUAACUGAUUCAGGCAUUGAGCUUCAUCCUAAUCUAUGCCAAAAUGACUGCCUGUAACACCCGAGCUCAGUGCCCGCUGUCUGAAGUAUGAAUGCUCUUUAUGUUUGCUUUCUUCUGAUGUGGCGUAGGAAUCGCAGUGUAUUUGUUGUUAUCUUAGAUUUUACGGUAGCUACUAAACUAAGACCUGGGGCCUCAUUUAUAAAUAUCUAUGAAUUGUUCCAAAAUCAACCCUUUCUAUGCGACAUGAUAUAAAGCACGUGCAAUAUGUUUUUACAUGUCAGCGUGUCGGUUGAAUGAAAAAGGCUGCAAUUAGGACCUACUUUUCAAUUCCAAUUUGUACCUAUAUGAACAUUUGAUUUAUGCCUUUAUUAAUCCCUUUACAAAUGUUUAGCACUUUUAACAUCAAAUCCAUGAAAUUUGGAAUAGAAAUUCAAUCCAUUCCAAGAAAUAUGCAUAGAAUCCUCUAUAUUUUCCCAACAUAAAUGACAAAAAACAAUUUUUAUAGAAGCAACCAUAUGUCAACUCUUCUGAAGCCAUAAGAUAGCUGUGAUGAACAGACCACAAUUUAAAUCACCAUGAAAUCAAAACUGACCAUUCUUAUUUUUUUAAAGUAAUAUUGAAGUGUUUCAUAUAAAUUAUUUAUUUUAUUUUUAAUUCAACCAAUGGUCAGGCUUUAUACUUUCAACAAUCCUGUAAAUUUUCUAAGCCCCGCCCUAUGUUUUUAUUUCAGAAACUAUUUUACUCAGAUAUACUGUACGUCACAAUACGAAAAACGUUUCAUGCCGAUUUUAAGUCAUUUGUAACAUAAAAUCUUCACACCGUUAAUGUUUACAUAAAUGACAUUGCAUGUGCAUUUUAUAAAUGAGGCCCUUGUUCUGAAAUUCUGUCAGAAUUUGUGACAUUUAUGCAAAACAGUAUCAUGGUAGCGACCAGGCCAGGUGUUUUAAAAUGGCAUGGUUGAAUAAUGCAAAAAACUAGUUUUUGUAAAUAAUCGAUACUGAAUAAUAUUGUUAGUAACACUCUUAAACUGCUCGUCCAGGAUUGUUAUUGUGGAGUAUUUACUUGAAGAUUUCUGUGUGCUGCUUGAACAAUAAGUGAUUGAUUUUGCUUUGACGAAAAACAUCUGUUGACGAGAGCACACACUAAUGAUGUCAGUGUUUUUAGUGCAAUGACGUCCUUUACAGAAGACGGUAUUUGUAUGACAGAAACAGACAGGAUUAUAGGGCUUGUCUUGCGGGUGUGACUUCCUAUCACUGCUUUGCUAGAAACGUCAGAAAGCUGUCAAGAAUCAAGGCAAUGGACAAAAAAAUUUAGUUCCAACACAAACAAGUGUGAUUCAUGAAGUGAUGCAGAUAUUUGAGAACUAACUCAGGCUGUUUCGAAGUGUCUGUUUGUAUCAGUUCUUGUUUCAAGCCUUUUACUGACCAUGUGAACUCAAUUAUCUGUCUUAUAAAAUGGAAUGCAGUUUCAACUACAAAUGGAUCAUGAAUAUUUUAUGGUUAUAUGCUGUGGGCUAAAAUAAUUUAUUUAUUAUAAGAAAAUAUAUAUUAAAUACAACAUAUGAAAGCAUUUGUAUAUAAAUCUAAGUUUUUUUUUUGUGAAUUUCCUGUGAAAUGGUGAACAAUGAAGUCUGUAUUGUGCAUUUGUAAAUACACUUGAUAAUAACUAUUUUCACUCUGAAAUUGUACAUGAGUCUUUGGGUAGUGAAUUUAUGACACAAUUGACAUUAAGGUCUGGAUUCAGCAAGAUCAAAAGGAAAGACGUUAUGCAUUUGUACUUCUGAAAUAUAUAAAAAAAUAUAUUUUGACAAACAGUUUUUCAACAUUUUUGAGCUUGAGAUGCAAAAAGGGCAACAGGUAUGUACUGUAUGGAUCUCAUCAACCUCACUUCAUUAUUUAUUCAAUUAUUUUUGUCUUUUAAA